GCUCCUGCAAUACUUACGAGUUUAUUUCUAAAAAAUAACUCACCUUCAACUUAAAGAAAGUUAUAGAUUUCAGUAGUUUUGGCAUUUUACAAACCAAAGAUUUAAGAUGAGACAUGAGACGGAACAAAUCCAUAACCGCAAUCAAAGAUUAAUCCGAUUAUUGGAUCACUGGCUACAGCACUGCUUGUGUUUAAUUCUGCCAAGAAACAGGUUUACUGCCUGGCCAAAAAAAAAAAGAAACUGUUUCUUAAACAGCCAUGUUGAAAGACACAUCCCGUGGUCGUGGAAAAGAUGUUUGGGAAGAGUCAAAUCACUGGCAUCAAGCAGAGGAAACGUCUGAGGAAAUUGAAGCAGCAACUACUAGAACUGGGCGUUAUUAAAAACUGGAAGGAUAUUGGGGCCGUGCUACGAUCUGGACUCGCUGCAGUCGCUCAGGUCCAGGUUCAUUCAUUCUUCCCAAAGGAUGAGGUCAGCUGACUACCUGAAUAUACUGAACGACCACGUUAUUAUUCCUUCAAUGGAGUUUUUUUUUCUUCUCUGAUGGAUCAGACACAUACCAAGAUGACAGCGUCAGGAUUCAUGGGGCUCGAAUUGUGAAAGAGUGGCUCACGGAUUAGUGGGUGGAUUGGCCACCGCAGAAUCUUUGGGAUGUGCUGGAGACGGGUUCGAUCUUGUUUGAUUGCUGUAAUCAAAGCUAAAGACGACGUUUCUUUUUCUUUUCUUUUCUUUUUUUGACCAGGUAGUGUACAUCGCAUACAUGUCAGUACUUCAGCUAUAUUCUAAAUAUGUUAAUGAUUAAAAAUAUACAUAUUCAUACAAAAGUAAAUACAAAAUACUAAGUACGGAUAUUAGUAGCGUCUGGAAUACAUUCAGCUAGCUUGUUUCUGAUCAUAAAAAUGGAAAUAUUUGGCAAAACACAGGAACACCACAAGGAGCAGCAUCUUCACGGGAAAAAAAGGGGAACAACAAAAAAAAAACAAAAACAAACAAAACAUUUAGCUUUUCGUGUCAGGUUGAAGUCUUUGAAUAAUAACGUCGUAGUGCAAUAAUGUUACACAGAGAAGGCAACGAUAUGUUAGUGUAGUUUGCAUUACCCUGUGGCACACAGUCCCUUAACAGUCAUAUCAGCAGGUGUGAUGGAUGACCGGCAGCAACGUGUUUUUGUUUUUUUUGUUUUCCUUUAGCCUGAUGUACAGUUUCCAACAUUGUUCUACAUAUAAUGCAACCACUCAUACAAAUAUAAUACCAACAGAACUACAAAUAUCUACCUUAUAAGAGGUUAAAAAGGUAAAAAUCUAUUCAUUAAGGCCUCAUUUUUCCUUUUCUUUUCUUGUUGCACUUCGGCUCCUUGCCAAAAAUGUUUUAUACGCAAGUCAUUAUGACACAGUUGCAGUUAUUGUGACUUGGUGUCAGAGCUCAGGGAGACGUCCCGACUCCCUCCCGCCGCUCUCCUUUUCCUCUUCCCCCAGUGCAGAUGUCUGUAGAUGGAGUCGAACACUGACACCGUGUAGCGCGCGAACAGGCUGGUCCACUUCACUGCGUCCACCAUCCACUGCACGUAGCGUCCCACGAAGGCCACGAACACCGUGGCGUAGUGAGCCAGCAGCAGCAGACUCCUCCCCAGCUGCCUGCCGUGGUUGACGAUCAGCUUCACUCUUUGAUCAUGCCCUGCCAUCAUUAAACUCUUUUUUUUUUUUUUUUUUAUGGUCCAGGGUGCAGAGGGCUCAAAUUCAGUGUGUCUCUUGGCUCAAUUUGGCACUUUCUUCGUUUUUUAAGAUGUGUGUAUUUACGCAGACGCUCCCUGGGAGAGGCGUAAACUUGCAGGCGGUCCCUUACGCACGCCCCGCUCCGUCCAAUCACAGCGCAGGAAGCUUCGUUUCCGGGAAUGUUUGGUGAUGUGGCUAUGCUCUAAAACCCAUCCGAGGAAAUAUAUCAAAUAAAAAAGCAGACACAAUUACCUGAGACACACGCGCACAGUGCCAUCCCUAUGUUGAGCCGUCUGGCCAACGUCCUCCAGGAGCUCUCUGGAGAGGAGGGCCCAGAUGGAGACCAACAGGGCAUGCUCGUGCCUCAGCUUCCGCCCGGCGAAGGCCAAGCUCUGGGUGAGUCUGAGGCACCUGAGGAGGCCAUGGAGAGGCUGGCCCACCUGGAGCAGCUGGUGGUGCAGCUGAAGGAGCUCAUCCGAGACAAAGACACGCAGCUGAUCCAAAAGGACGCCGAGCUGACCAACAAAGAUGCGCAGCUCAAGAAUGAGAAAGACGAAGCAGAGGCCCGCUUCACCAAACUCAAACUACAGGCCAAAGCCAAGAUGGCUUCCCUCACCAAACAGAUCAGUGAACUGAAAGGACAAGGAGGCGGUGCAACACAGAGUCCAGACAGCUCUUUUACCGGAGCUGGUGCUGCAGUCGAGGAGGAGCUCCAAGAGCUGAAGAAGAAGCUGAGUGAGGAGGAAGUCUGCAGCAAGGACCUGAAAGAGCGUCUCCAUGCCACCGAGCAGCUCCUCCAGGAGAAGGAAUCCACCCAUGCCGAACAGCUGCGGAUGCUGCAGGCCGUCGUCUCUGAGAAGGACGUGCGUUUCCAGGAGCAGAUUCAGAAGCACGAGGAGGAGCUGCUGAAGGUCACAGCCCAGUCUCAGAACGAUGCCGAGCUUCAGCAGGUAAAAGAGGCCCUGCGAGCAGCUCAGCAGCGAUGUGAAGAGCUUGAAGAGGCCGUGAACUCUCGCUCCCAGGUCCUGGAAAUGCUGCAGCAGGAAGUGAGCAGCGCCGAUCAGCAGAAACAGAUCUUGACGGCUCAGUUCAGGCAGAUGGAGCAGGAGCUGGCUGAAGCCGUCAAGCUGAGGGAGGAGGACCGGCGGCUUUGGGCCGAACAGACCGGCAGGGCCGAUGCAGAGCUCGCCGCCCUCCGAGCCAGCCUGGAGGCCCUGGAAAAAGAGAGAACGGAAAGCCAGGAGAGCGAGCUAUCUUCUCUGAGAGAGGCGGAGCAUGUUGUCCAGGAGGCUCUGGAGAAGGAGAAGAUGGAAGUUGCCAGAUUGGAGAAAGAGCUGGCUUUGUUGAAAGAGGCCGAGCGAGCAAGCAGCGAGGCUUCGGAGAGAGACAGGGCGGAAAUAGCUCGACUCGAGGGUGAACUCGCGGCGGAGUCUGCGGCCGUCCAGGCCGGGCAGGACGCCUUGGAGAGAGAGAGGUCAGAGGUCGAUAAAGUGGAGAAAGAGCUGGCUGCCCUCAGGGAGGAGCAUGAAGAAAUGAAGAAGAAAGGAGAAGUCUUGUCUCAGAUUUGGGGACACCUUCGUUCUGUGGCUGUAGAAGAUGCGCCAGAGGAAAUUCCCGCUGACCCGUCUCUGCUCCUGGACGCUGUGCGGUCCGUCGAGACGCAACUAACGAGGCUGAAAGACCAGUGCAGGGAAAGUGAGGAGCGCUGUGCCCAGCUCACCCACGCCACGGAGACCCUUCAGGAACAACUGGACAAAAAAACUACAGAGGAGGAGGAGGCUGCUGCCAGGAUACAGCAGCUAGAGGAGCAAAUGGUAACGUUGUCCGACAGAAACAAUGUGACUGAACCGUCAGAGGAUUCAGCUGAAACUGAAAAAGCACACAUUCUGUCUCUGGAGCAGCAGCUUUUAGAAAAAGACAACGAGCUGGCUGCCUUGCGAGAAUCCCUCAUCGCAGCUAAGAAGCACAUCUCCAGUGAGGUUACAUCAGACGAUCAGACUCAGAAUCAGGAUACCAUUACAGCUCCUCUUGAUAGUUCUGCAGUCAUUCCCGACUUUAUGGAUGAUACACAGGAAGAGGAGACCACCCUGGUUGCUGAGGACACCUCUGUCUUGUCCAUCUCUGCUGGUAACGAGAGCAGCCCCGAGCUAAUUGGACACCAGUCUGAGUCCCCGGAGGAAUCCAAAGGGACCUCCUCAGAUGAGAUGGUUGCCAGCAGUGACUCGGAGGUGGCUCACAGCAGCUGGACCCUCCUGGAAGCUGUGAAUCAAGAUGGAGGUCAGGAGUGGCCCUCCGUCCUGCAGGACUUUAACCAGUCGUGGGUGGCUACGAGCAUGGAGCAGGAAACCUCCACAGUCCAAGUCGAAUCCUCCUCCGUCACCAUCAGAGAGACGGUUCAAGUUCACGUGACUCAGCAGGGUUCCUCGUCCAUGGAUGUUAACGUCUCCUCCAGCCAGGUCUUCGCUCAGGCUUUAGCCGAGGAGCUCCAGAAGAGGUAUAGUGAACUUUUGGCUGAGCUGCAGAGGCUCAAAGAGGCAGCAGCAGAGUCACAGGAGAGAAUUCAGACUCUGGAACAGGAGACCCAGUCCCUCAGUGCUGCUAAAGAAGAGGCCGAGGCCCAAGCCAGUAAUUUUGCAGAGGACCUUCGGUCAGCCAGAGAGGAGAUGGACAACCGCUCCCAGCAAAACAGCUCUGUGGUGGAGAAGCAUAGUAUGGAAAUGCAGCUUCUAGAGGAACAAAUAGACAUCUUAACCUCUGGAAAUAAAGCCAAAGAACAGAAGCUUCAUGCUUUGCAGACAGAUCUGGAAAUGGCCCAAAAAGCUCUCUCUGAGCAGGAGGGUCAGGCAAGGAUGCUGAGUGCUCAGCUGGAGGAGAGAGAGCUCCUCUCCUCUGAGCUGGAACGGAGGCUUCAAGACAUGGAAAACAGCGUGCUUCAAUACUCCCAGACAUCAGAUCUCAAUAGCGAGUCUCUGUCAAUAAAGGACUCGGAGAUCAGUGAGUUACAGCUUUGUCUCAGCGAGAAAGAGCAGGAGAUGAUGGAGCUUAAUAACAGUAUGUCUGCCAGACUCCUUCAAUCAGAAGAAGAGAAGUUCAGGAUAGACAGUGAAGCGAGUAAACUAAAGGAGCAGAUAGCAGAACUUGAGAAAGUCCGAGACGAGAAAUCGACUUUUGAAGAUUCAGCCGCUCAUGCGGAUGAUGAAUUGGCCACUUUACGAACGGAGAAAGAACAACUUGAAAAACAGCUUACAAACACAAAAAAGAAGCUGCAGGCAGCACUUGUGCAGCGCAAAGAGCUCAUGAAGAAGGUUAGCGAGUUUGAAGUAGAAGCAAAGAAAUGGAAAGAGAAAGAUGAAGAAGCAGUUGGAGGUUCUGAAAGUACCCUGCAGGUAGAAAAAGGACAUGAGCUACAAGAAAUGGAGACUAAACUCAUGGAGCUUGAGGAAGCAUUACGAUCCAAAGAAGAGAUAGUAGAAACUCUGGAGCAGAAAAUUAGCCAACAGGAUCAAGUUCUCGCUGAGACAGUGGCUCUGAAUAUGAAGCUGAGUAAAGAAGCUGAAAACACAGAUGUCUCUGCUGAAACAACUGCGUUACAAUCUCAAGUGUCCUCCCUUGAAGCGGAGUGUGAGACGCUUCAAAAGAAGGUUCACGAGGCUCAAGAGUCUCGCAAAGAAACUAUCCGCAAGGCGAAGGAAAAAGAUCGACACCACCGUGAGCAGCUGAAGCAGCAGAAGGAAGAAUACAACGAGCUGAUGGAGCGCUUUGAGGUGCAGACUGGGGAACAUGGAGUCCUUCUUACUAAACUAAGAGAAAUAGAAGAAAACAUGAGCGCUGGACGAGAAGAUCAUCAAGAGGCCAAGAACAUGGGUGAAAAGUUGGAGAAGCCUGCAGCAAAUGAUUGGGCCCAGGAGGACUGGGUGGACUUUGCCGCAUCUGAGACGGAUUCAUCACAACCACAAUCCAGUGAUCCAAGUCAGCGUCCUGGAGAGCCGACUAAAGUCGACUCUGAACAAGUGGAGGAAUCUCUGAAAGCUCUCAGAGACGAGAUCCAGGCUGUGAAGACGGCAAACUCAGAGCUAGAGACGAAGCUGCAGGAAACCCAGACCAGUCUGUCCCUGAAAGAGACUGAAGUACUGGACUUGGGCAAAGAGCUGCAAGCACUGAGAGAAAAGGAUUGCCAGAUUGAUUCACUCUCAGAGGAAAUUAAUGAUCUGAGGGAAAAAUAUCUCCAAGCUCAGUCUUAUGCCGAAUCUCUAAAAACAGAGAUGGAGGCUGGAGCCAAGACAGCAGCUGCAGAUUCAUCCAUUGUGACUCUUCAAGCUGAAGUGGAAGACUUCAAGCAGUUUCUCGACAACAAGAACCACGAGAUAAUGGAGCUCAGUCAGCAGCUUAGCGAACAGAACUUGCUCAUACACUCGAUGCAGGACACUGUGUCCCAAAAGGAUCAGCUGAUAACUUCUUUGCAGGAGGAACUGAAAGCUGAGAAAGAAAAAUCAGAGAGGUUUGAAGCCGAGGCUCCACAGAAACAGGAGGAAGACAGUGAAGCAAAGAUACAGCAGCUUCAGCGAAAACUUCAAGCUGCUCUGAUCUCUCGCAAAGACGCCCUGAAAGAAAACAAAAGCCAGAAGGAGCAGCUAGCUUCAACUGAGAAGGUCAUAGCGGAGCUGCAGCAGAAAAUCGACUCGGCAGAAGAUGAGCUGGAGAAGCUAAGAGCUGAAAGAGUUAGACUGAUUGACGAGGUGGAUCGGACGUUGCUGGAGAACCAAAGUUUGGGAUCUUCGUGCGAGAGCCUCAAGCUGGCGAUGGAGGGAAUAAUCAGCGAGAAAGAUGCCUACAAAAAAGAGGUGGAGUUGGCAAAAGAAGAGGCUGCCAGGACGUGCAGAGAGUGGGAGGAAAAGGUUCAGGGCAUGAAGGAAGAGUACGAGACUCUGCUCAAGUCUUAUGAAAAUGUGAGCGAUGAGGCCGAGAGGGUGAGACGCGUCCUGGAAGCCGCCAGGCAGGAGAGACAGGAUAUGGCGUCCAAGGUGAGGGCUACCGAAGCUGCGAGGCAGGAAGCUGAACGACAGGCAGCGGACGCGCAGAAAGAGGUGGAUUCGGUGAAAGACAAAAUGAGAAAGUUUGCCAAAACAAAGCAGCAAAAAAUAUUAGAGCUAGAAGAAGAGAAUGAAAGACUCAGGGAGAUGCAGGACAAGCCUGUAAGUAAGCGAGAGGACAAAGCUCUCAACGCUAAAGUUGAACAGCUUCAAGAGGAGCUGGGCGCUUUGAAAGCCGAGCUCGAUGCUUCAGUGGCAGAAAGAGACACUUUAGGUCAACAGGUGGAAGAGCUGAAAGAACAACUUGCACAAAUGAAAGAAAAAGGCAGUGAAAGCGGUGAAGCUGUUGUAGAAGAGGUUGUCAGUGCACAGCAAUCAGACACAAUCAUGACAACAGCAGAACCUGUUGAGAAUAAGUGCGAAGACAAAGACAAGCCCUUAACCUCUGAAGAGACUCAAGAUCGUCCAAUAGUUGCAGUGUCUGCUUCAGAAACGCAUGUGGAGCCGACCGAAGAUAAAGAAACGAGCGACGGUGCUCAAACGCUACUAGAAAAUAAAAUGAGGGAGAUUGAAGCAGCUCUUAACGCAGAGAGGGAACUGUGGCAGGAACGAGAAGCUGAACUCAAAGCCGAAAUAGCCUCUCUUGAACGUGAUCUUCAGGAGAACAAAGAGAAGGAGACCCUCUCGGUCUCUUUAGAGAAGUGCCUUCAAGAGAGCAAUGAAAGAGAGCGGAGCCUAAUUGAAGAGGCUUCAAACAGAGAGACACAGUUUAAAGAACUCCUCAGAAGCCUUGAAACUGAAAAGGAUAACCUGGAGGAACGUCUGAUGAACCAGUUGGCUCAGCUCAACGGGAGCAUCGCUGGCUACCAGCAGGAGGCGGCAGACAACCGGGAGCACCUCAACGAGCUGCAGCGGGACGUGGAGAGGCUGGAGAGGGAGAGAGCGGAGCUGGAAGCCGAGGCUCAGAGUGAGAGGGACCGAGCCGCCAGGCUCGAAGAGGACAUGAGACAAGCUCAGCGAGAAAGGGCCGAAGCCGAGGCCGAGUCUGGUAAACAGAGGGAGCUGGAGCAGCAGCUGAGGUCCGCCCAGAGGGUGAAAGAAGGAAGCCAGAGCAGAGCGCGUCAGCUGGAAGAACUGCUGAGGGAGAAGCAGCUGGAAGUCCGUCAGCUGCAGAAGGACUCCAUCCAGUACCAGGAGAGGAUCAGUGAACUGGGUAGAGAGGCUAAGGCGCUGCAGCUAAGCAAUGAUGAGCUUCUCAAGAAACUACAGCAAUCCCAGCUGGAUGCUUCUAAAACUUUAGAGGACCUGAAAAGGACUGAAGCAGAGCUGGUCACUUGUAAAUCACAGCUAGAUGAAGCCCAGCAACGAGCAAGCGAAGCCCUAGCUGCAAAAACUGCAAUUGAACAGAGCGUACAGCAGAGAGAGGCCACGUUGAAGGCGGAGGCAGAGCAAACUCUGGACUCUGUGAGGUUCAGGCUGGGAGCUGAGCUGAAGGAGAUUGAACUGAGGCUGGAGGACGCAUACAAAGAAAGAGACAACCAAGAGGAGGCUACUCUGGAGGCCAGAGAGGUGGCAGAAGAAGCUGAGAGACGGGCUCAGGAGAUGCAAGCACGUCUGGAUGAGUCUCUGGCCAGGUUAGCCGCCUUCUCGCGCUGCAUGUCCUCCCUGCAAGACGACCGCGACAGAGUGUUGGACGAGGCCCGGCAGUGGGAGACUCGCUUUAACGGCGCUCUGCAGGGUAAGGAGGCUGAAGUCCGAGAGGCCGAAACACGAGCCAAGGAGCUUGCAGAGCAGCUUCAGAAAGAAACCGCACUAAAAGAGGAACUUGCGCUUUCAGUUGACAGGUUAGAGAAAGCUGACAAAGAUUGGAAGCUGAGGUUGGAAGAAGAAGAAAAGAAAGCCACAGAGAGUCAAGCUGCCCUAGAGGAGGAGAAGGUGAAGCUUCAGCAAACCACGACUGAGUUGCAGUCUGCUCAAAAUGAAGUCCAAGCUCUGCAAAACGAGGUGGAGAGUCUCUCUCAGAGAACUCGUGCACUGGAGGAGGCUGUGGGUCGCCUGCAGGGUGAAGUGGACCAGGCCAGGACUGAGCUGAGGGAGAGGGAAGCAGAGGAGAGACGGUUGUGUCUGAAUCUGGAGCAACUGGAGACGGACCUGCGAUCCUCCAAGGCCUUGACAGAAAGCUUGCAGUCGGAGUUGAAUGAGAAGGAAAAGAGGGAAGUGGAAAUGCUUGGGGAGAAGGAGCAAGCUGUCGCUCAGGCUGCUGAGGAAGCCAGAAAGGAGGCCGACAGCAGAGCACAAGACGCUGAGAAGGAGCUGGAGCAGAGAAGAAGUGAAGUGCGGGAUCUGGAAGAAAAAAUGCGAAAGGCAGAGGAAGAGAGCAACAACAGAAAAGCCAGGCUGGAUUCGUUCAUGAAGGCCAUGGGAUCCCUGCAGGAUGACAGAGACAGAGUCCUAAACAUGUACAAGCAGCUGGAGGAAAAACACCUGCAGGUAAUGAUGGAGAAGGAUGGUUUGAUACAGGAGGCAGCGGGGGAAAAUAACAGCCUGAAGGAAGAGCUGCGCUCUCUGCUGGUCCAGAGAGACGACCUGUAUGCUGAAAAGGCCAAGCUGUCGGCUCAGCUUCACGGCUAUCGUGACGAACUUAACCAAGUCCUGAGCAUGAAGGACUCUCAGCACAAACAGCUCCUGGCAGCCCAGAGAGAGCGCAUCGCGUCUUUAGAAAACAAGUGCGGGGAGUUGGAAAAUGAGUUAAAGAGCCUCAACAGGGCCAGCGAGGCAGACGUCAAAGCUGUGGUGCAGAGAGUUGAGAGUGAGACUCUCGUUCAGGCUGCUGAGAGUAAGCCAACAUCGCAGGUUAGGGACGCUCCUGGUGCGGAGGUCGAAAAGCUGCGGGAACAGCUGCAGGCAGCGAGAGAGCAAGUGGAGGCUCUGGAGGAGACUCUGUCGAGGGAGCGGCGAGAGCAAGAGCGCAGGAGCAAGGAGCUAGCAGAGCUACAGUGGGAAGGAGGCGUGAUGCGGACGGAGUCGGAGAGCGCUCAGGAGAGGGUGGCGGAGCUCGCUCGAGACCUGCUGGCCGUUGAGCAGAAGCUGCUGGAGGAGAAAGAGGCGACAAAGCAGCUGAGAGCGGAGAACCAGUCGUUUGCUAAAGCCAUGGCCUCCCUCCAGGAGAGCAGGGACGAGGCAGUAAACAAGGUCCAGGAACUGAGCCUGAAACUGGAAGAGGUGAGCAAAGCAGCGGGCCACACAGCACAAAGCAGCCCUGCAGGCUCCAGCGGAGAAGUGUGGGGGCUAAAGAAUGCACUGCAAGCCCUGCAGAACGACAGGGAAAGACUGCUGGAACAACUUAAAGCGCAGACAUCUGAGCUGAAGAAGCAGAAGUCAGAGCUGGCUCGUCUCGGAGCGGGAGAGCUGAUUAAAGUCAGCCAGGAGCUGCUGGAGGAGAAGAACAACAACAAAGAGAUGCUGGCCGUCAUAACGCAGCUCGAGAACGUGGUGGAAAUGGGCAAGCAGGAAGUAGAGACGCUCAGGCUGGAGCGUAUGGACUGGAUGGCUCAGGCGGAGCAGCUGAAGCAGCAGACUCUCACCACGCUCUCGGAGAGGGACCAGCAAAUGCGGCAGCUCAGCGCCAUGCUGGAAGAAGCACGCGCUCAUAAGCCCAAACUCCAGCAGGAACGCUACCAGAGACAGGGCACAGAGGAAGUGGAUAGUGCUCCGGGGGCCCCACAGGAGCGAAACAGCCUGGUAGACAGUCAUGCCUACAUAGCUGAGGUCAAAGAGCUUCAGCGGAGACUAGAUGAUGAGACGCAGCAGAGGAUGGUGGCUGAGGAGCAGCUGAUGGCAACACAGGAUCGACUCAAACGUCAAAGCCAGGCUAAAUGGCACUCUGCAGAAGAAGGGGAUCAGUCAGAGACUGCUGUUUUUAUCGAGCCGCCGGAAGGAGCUGUCACUCGAACUCGGAGAGGUGGUCCGGGUUUGAUGCGGAUGCUCCGAGUGGCCUUCUGCUCCCGCCAGCGAACCCCACUGUUGUUCAGCCUCUAUCUGCUCACCGUACACGUCCUGCUGCUGCUGUGCCUGGGUGGAUACCUCUGAAAACCAGCUCCCUUUAACAAACUUGACAGAUGAGACGGAUGACACUGACCUAACCCGAGCCAUCGAUAUCAUUUAUAUUGUUACAUGUUAUAAAUUAAAGAAGGGUACAAGGGAUGUUCUACAUGCAAACAUUGCACUUUACGGGACUUAAUCUUUUAGCCAAAGUCUAUAGAUUUAUAAUAGCGGGGCUGUUGUCUUUAAUUUUAUCCAUUUGGUCUCGGGAUGGCUUUUGAGUGUGUAUGAUAUUCUUUAAAAACCAGAGCAGAGAGGGACACAAAGGGACGAAGUUUUACUUUUUCCUUCUUAAAAUGAAGAUUCCUAAUCAGGUGUUUUUGGCAGAUGGUGUUCAUGUGCCUUUAGAUUUGGAUAUGAAAGCAUCACUUUAUGUUAAAAAAAAAAAAACAUUUUCUGCAGUUUGGGAAGUAUGAUUAUCAGUUUUCUGGCACAGGCUAUACUUUUAUCAAGAGUUUACUUUAAAUAUAUAUAUAUAUAAUUUUAUGGAAACCAGAAAAGCUUUAGGAGAGUUUGUUGAAGCAAAUAACGCGAGAUUUGAUGAAUUCCGCUCGGGUCUAUCUUAAAUUAGCUUAGCCUAGCCUAAAUUACGGAAAGUACCCUCAUGGUAGAAAUGUAUCUAUCAAGUGAUUAAAAUACAAACGUGGAUACCCCACACCACCUCUAAAUUUUAACAAUUAACACACCAAAUCCGAUAAAUUCAAAACGCGAAGAUUUAAACCCUUAAUUUUCCGUUUUGCUGUUGCCAGGUAACCAGCGGCGACUCCGGGAAGUUAACGGUUGCGGCUAAGCCUCAAAAUAACCCGGAAAACCGCGAAACUUAAUUUAAACUUAAAUUCUCCGGUUUUCUUUUCUUUGUAUAGUUAGUAUGAUGUGCCAAUUAGUAAUUUGGCAGUUCCUGUGUUUACGUAAUUCUCUUCAGCCAGAGCUGUACUCGCUGUUUACUGCCUUUUGUGCUAAGCUAACCGGCUAAGCGGGUAAGCAUGUUUCCUAAAUUGUUGAACUUUUGGUUUUUGUUUUUAAGAUGGCUUGAGGUUCAGGCCGUGCUGUUGUAGUCCAGUCUCUUCCUCACCUGCUUAUCUCAUGCACAAAAAAAUGGAGCACAGUGCAAUGUCUGUUCUUACACAUUCCAAUAUUCUUUUUACUUUACUUUCCUCUUGUAUAUCAAUCACAUUCUUUCAAAUAGGGAACAUCUAAUAUUGAUAUUUGUACAUAUGUACAUGUAUUACAUAUGUCAGCUGGAUGUGGGUUUACCUGUUACAUAUCCAAUAAGGAUCCCUGUCCAUGCUUCUGCAGCACAUAUUUGCAUUUUAAUGGCAGAUGAAGCUGCCUGCAAAUUUACCACAGAUAGGAAUCAUUCCAGAGGAGGAGGACUGCUGUUUUCUAAUGAUAUCCAUCCCAUUUGAGAAUACUCUAAUGUAGCAUAAUUUAUUGUCCAUGAGAAACAGUUAAAUUGUCCACCACCACCUGUAUUGUGUGUGUGUGUGUGUGUGUUGCCAUUAUCCUCUGUUUAGUCACUGUGUUUGGAGUCAUCCUCUCUUUAAAUUCCUCACAUCUUAACCUAAUUAACAUUGUAAAUAACUGUUUAAAGGGCUGUAUAGAGUAAUAAAAUUAAAGUGGCGGUGGUUUAGAUCAGGGACAAGUUUUGUCAAAUGUGAUCUUUCUUAAAGCAGUGAGGGGGGUGUGACCAACAGAUCUGGGAUGUUUUAGUUUCAUUUUAAAUCAGAAGGUAAAAAAAACACUAUCCUUUGUAUUUGAGAAAUAAUUCAGAAUAAUAAUGGCUGUGAUGUUGAGAGCUCCUUUUGAAGAAACUCAAAAAUACAGAUAUACUGUAAUAAUUUGAAAUGCACACACAUUUUUUGGGCGGAAGGAUUAUAAACACACUGCUGUUACUGACACAAAUAUCAACUUACUGAAAGCUUUUAAUAAACGGUGUUUUAAACAUUA
Molecule: messenger RNA, 12784 nt
Organism: Mugil cephalus (flathead mullet)
Lineage: Eukaryota; Metazoa; Chordata; Actinopteri; Mugiliformes; Mugilidae
Gene: golgb1
Product: golgin B1
Exons: 20
Coding region: 1988-10825 (2945 amino acids)
Cellular component (GO): cis-Golgi network; endoplasmic reticulum-Golgi intermediate compartment; Golgi apparatus
Source: RefSeq, a predicted model, not a curated record